AUGUGUUAGGAUAUUCACCAAAUAUCCUAAGAAUACUAUUUUUAGAAGUGCAAUCCUAUUGGUCGAAUUCUAUUGGCCGAAAUUAUGAUCGUUCUUACCGUCAGGGUCAAAUACUUCAAUGUUAUCUUUUAUUGGUCAUCUGGACGGUCAAUGUCAUUCAAAUGUUCUUUUCUAUUGGUCGUCCUAAAUUGUCAAUGUCACGGACGUUGAUGCUUUUUCUUAUUCGACCUUAGUGUAUAAAUACGCGCUAUCUGGAAGACUUAAUAAUUCCGUUUCCCCUGCCUACUUCUUCUGUUUACGACCCAAUAAACAUCUUCCUGCCACGGUGUUACGUUCUGAUUUCUAGGAGAUUGGGGAAAGCCUUGGGUCGUUUUGUGAUAUUUGAAUUGGACGCCGUUAGGACUGAAGAUUUACGUAGCCGCGUUUACAAAAAAUUUGGCGACGGGUUGGUGACUAAAUAUGGAUCCAGCUACAUUAGAAAAAUUGUUUGCACAGCAGCUGAAGCUGAUGGAGAUGCUUACUCAGACGCACAUCUCUUCUCAAGUCUCAUCUACACCAACAAUUCCUCAGUCAGUUGAUGGUAUGACCAGUAGUAUUUCUGAGUUUCUGUAUGAUCCUGACGCCAAUAUUACAUUUGAUACUUGGUUCAUGCGUUAUGAAGAUCUUUUCAAAGUUGAUUUUGCUGACAAAGAUGAUUCCUGGAAGGUGCGUCUUCUCCUUCGAAAACUUGGUCCGUCAGAACUGGACAAGUAUCGCAACUACAUCCUACCGCAGAACCCACGUGACAGAUCAUUCGAUGCUACGGUUCAGUCCCUCAGCAAACUUUUUGGGGAUCAGCAUUCUAUUUUCAAUACACGUUAUCGUUGUUUAAAACUAGUCAUGAAUGAGUCCGAUGACUUCUUGACUCAUGUUGGUAUUGUCAACCGCGAGUGUGAACGGUUCAAACACAGAUCCCUUACUGAUGACCAAUUCAAAUCACUCAUAUUCAUAUGCAGUCUACAAUCACCCAAAUUCUCCGACAUCAGAACUCGAUUGCUUAACCGCCUCGAACAAGACCCAACACUGACACUCGAUGCUAUCGCUGAUGAGUAUCAACGCAUCACCAACUUACAGUGUGACACCACUUUGGUUCAGUCUGGGAGCCAGGGUGGUUCCGAAGUUCACGUUGUUCAGCAGCAGAACAAAUCUUCUAGAUCGGAAAACUUUGGUCGUUCGAAUGCCAGUUCUGUUUCUAAUCAAUCAAAAUCAACGCAUAAGAAGCCCCCCUCACCAUGUUGGCACUGUGGAGACUGGCAUUAUGUGAAAUUUUGUCCAUUCAAGCAGCAUGUGUGCAAUCGCUGUCAGAAAAUUGGUCAUAAAAGCGGUUUUUGCCAAUCAACCAAAUUCACUGGCCGGCGAAAUUCACAGUCGCAGCGCCGUUAUCCCAGAAAGCCGUUUGCUGCAUCUAGGAGUUUAGCAGCAGUCUUCCACACCGAUGCUUCUACUCGACGCAAAUUUCUGACCCUCUCGAUCAAUGGUCAGCUGGUUCGGUUGCAGUUGGAUACUGCAUCAGAUAUCACUAUUCUUUCAGAAGAGACUUGGCGAACCUUGGGUCAGCCACGCAUCAAACCAUCGUCGCAGACAGCUGUCAGUGCCUGUGGGGGCCACCUUCGUCUUCGUGGUAAACUUCAUUGCUGUGUUUCGUUCAGAGGUACAACCUUCGAUGGAACAUGCUACAUCACCAAGUCUCCUCUAAACCUUCUGGGGUUAGAUUGGUUCGAAGAACUUGGUCUUGCCGAUCUUCCCAUCAGUACUAUUUGCAAUCAAGUGAAAACUCCUGUGACUACACAACAACAUGCUGCAGAUCUUCAAAAACAAUUCACAAAACUCUUUCAGCCUGGUCUCGGAUUUUGUUCCACAGCGGAAGCUAUUUUGAGACUGCAACCAGAAGCUACGCCAGUUUUUCGUCCAAAACGCCCAGUCCCAUACGCAUCUCUUGCUCUGGUUGACGCUGAACUGCAACGGCUGGAAACGGAAGGUGUUCUUGUGCCUGUCUCUUACUCAUCAUGGGCGGCACCGAUUGUGGUUGUAAAGAAAGCCAAUGGUUCCAUACGCAUCUGUGCAGACUUCUCCACAGGACUAAACGCGGUACUACAACAGCAUCACUAUCCGCUGCCGAUUCCAGAUGCCUUAUGAAGUUGGUGCGAAAGUGUAUGCGCGGGACUACAGACACGGAUAUGAUAGAUGGAUAGAGGGUGAAGUCACUAAGAAACAUGGGAACGUAAUGUAUGAUGUCAGGGUGAGCCGAGAUAUUUGGACCAGGCACCAUAAUCAACUAAGGCCAAGGGAAGCUGAUAAAAAGGGUGACAUUACGAAACGCCUCUCACUCGACUUACUGUUGGAUACUUUUCAACUUCCGACAAUAACUCCAACAGAGACUACUGAGUCAUCUACUCAAGCAGAACAUCCUCCAAGUUCAGAGUUGCUAUCUAGAAGGUGGUCGGAUCGCAAACGUAAACAACCAAAGAAAAUUCAGAUAAAUCCUCGGCUGCAUCGCUAUUAAUUUCUUUUUUUUUCAGAGGGAGGUGUUUGGAUAUUCACCAAAUAUCCUAAGA
This is a messenger RNA of Schistosoma turkestanicum, 2594 nucleotides long. The record is from the annotation of a GenBank genome assembly. NCBI's taxonomy places the organism in Eukaryota, Metazoa, Platyhelminthes, Trematoda, Strigeidida, Schistosomatidae.